UUUGAAGAUACAAUGCCUCCUGCGCCUCCAGGCAUUGCACCAGAAGUCCUGUUCAGAAUCGAGGCGCUUUUCCGAAAUCCAAACUUUUCUGGCAUCUCAGUGGCUAUGGAUGAACAAAAAUAUGAAGUCCCCGUAACGAAUUUCCCGAACGCCCUCGCAGAUAUCGUAUGUGAAGACCAGCCCAUACGGAAAGAAAGCAAUCCUUCAAUCAACAAAACAGAAGUGUUCAUGGAAUGCGAUCCGGAUACGGAGCAAGAAAAGGUAUCAAGAUUGAGCAAUCAACGGCAUCGAGUCAAGGGCAAGGGAGCACGAAAGAAGCACACCCGAAGCACAGCAAAGCAUGAUUGCUCCAUUCAGAGGAUAGUCGCACAUUUCGAAUACCCUUCAAAGACCAGUCUGACUCCCCUCCUGUCUACUCCCUGUUCACCGGAUGUGAUCAAGUCAACAGCCAAUUCUCUAUUCAGUAUCUUCUCAGCCUUUACGCAUUCCAUAUACUGCGUCUCCAAGUACUUAACACACCACCUUCCUUUUCCCUCCUCUCUGGUCCGACUCCUGGUGAACAAUUAUUUGAAUGUCGAUACCGAAUACAAAAUGGACACCGGAAUCGAAGUCGAACCAAAGAAAGUGGUUCGCGUUCUCGCAUUUGCAGCAGGAUAAGAGCAUGGAUAUAUUGGGUAUGUCGAGCCAUUGGAGACGCACGCGAGGUACGAGCGGGUAAGGGAGAUUAUGAGGGAGAUUGGGUAUCGAGUUGAUGAGGAUCUGUAUGGAAGACAGAUUAAGAAGGCGCUGGGGAAGCUGAAGGAAUAGGGGGUAGAGUCUUUUGGAGAGAGGUUGGAAGAGGGGAGGAUGUGUACGGGAUGAUCCAUUGAUGGCGGUGCGGAUCAGAAGGCUUUCUGUUACGUUCUUUGCGUGUUUCCACCGCCAUGCUUGCUAUAAGCAUGCCAGAUUACUUUGAAUCAAAUCUCCUCUACCAAAACUAGGGUACUGUGAUGUGAGGAUGAACACUACUAUGGAAAUGGAAAUCAAAUCAAG
This is a messenger RNA of Bipolaris sorokiniana ND90Pr, 1032 nucleotides long. RefSeq lists its product as uncharacterized. Lineage: Eukaryota; Fungi; Ascomycota; Dothideomycetes; Pleosporales; Pleosporaceae. Bases 13 to 657 code for a protein of 214 amino acids. The record is from RefSeq and is a predicted model, not a curated record. The transcript has a single exon.